AUGAGCGAUUCUUCAGAAGGUUCGAAUGAAAAAGAUAAAGAUUAUUUUAGAAAAUAUGGAUUUGAUAUGUACCCGAGUAGACGAUCUAAAGAAACAAAUAGUUUUUGGUACAAAUUAUCAUUUGACAACCGGUAUAAAUCUCAUUGUAGCAAAGUGUGUGAAAAAAAUGUUUUAAGCGCUAUUAAUGAUAAUCCUUUAAUAAAAUUAUUAAUGGGAGCAUUAAAAAAAGCUGGAUGUCCUGUAAAUUUAAGGAGGCAUAUAGUAUGCGAAGAAUGUAGUACUUUAGUAACGGGGGGUUACGAUCAAGAAUUUAAUCAAAUAGUACUUUGUCAAAAUACAAUGAAAGGAAGACGUAUGCCUGAAGUAACUUUAGUUCACGAACUAAUUCACAUGUACGAUCAUUGUACAAAAGAAAUGGACCUAAAAAAUUUGGAACAUUUAGCAUGUACUGAAAUUAGAGCUGCCAAUAUUGCACAUUGUAGUUUUUUGAGUAGUUUUUUCCUAGGAGGAUCAUCACUAUUUUCUAUAAAAGAUACACAUCAGUAUUGUGUUAAAAAGAAAGCAGCUCAAUCUCUAAUGUUAUCUAGAAACCUUGAUUUUGAUGUUGCUCUAAUGAUUGUAUUAAGAGUUUUCGAUAAAUGUUACAAUGAUUUAGAGCCAGUAGGUAGAAGAAUUAGAAGGAAUUCAAUGGAUCCCGAAAUGGCAUAUAAUGAAGCUAUUAGUUUGGGUUUUUGUGAUAAGUAA
Pediculus humanus corporis (human body louse) is the source of this 744-nucleotide messenger RNA. RefSeq lists its product as uncharacterized. Bases 1 to 744 code for a protein of 247 amino acids. Gene Ontology annotation, molecular function: metalloendopeptidase activity. Lineage: Eukaryota; Metazoa; Arthropoda; Insecta; Psocodea; Pediculidae. The transcript is spliced from 3 exons. Gene Ontology annotation, biological process: mitochondrial proton-transporting ATP synthase complex assembly; mitochondrial protein processing. Gene Ontology annotation, cellular component: extrinsic component of mitochondrial inner membrane. The record is from RefSeq and is a predicted model, not a curated record.